Messenger RNA from Rubroshorea leprosula, 1721 nucleotides. NCBI's taxonomy places the organism in Eukaryota, Viridiplantae, Streptophyta, Magnoliopsida, Malvales, Dipterocarpaceae. The record is from the annotation of a GenBank genome assembly.
AUAAUACCGUUUUCUCUAAUGAUAGAAUAAUGUCUAAAUAUUGAUGCUGGUUUAUAAGACAAAAAGAUGACCAAGUUAUGAGCUCAAAUAGCUAAUUAUUUCAAGCAUAAUUUUUCUCUAAAUUGCAGUGUAUUCAUCUUUUUAGUUUGCUUUUAGAAACUCCAUAGCUUAAUCUGCCUCUGCUUUCUUUCCUGGAAAUGAUUAUCAGAUUAUGCGUUUAGGGAUGUUCCUAUGUCAUUUACAUAUUCAAGAUUUGGUGCUCCCUCUCACUUCCUUUUCAUCUUUGCAUUUUGUCUGUAAUGAUAGAUGAUGCAGAAGUUAGUUUGAAGUUACCUAGAGCAGUUGUUGGAACUCUAGUGGGUACUUAAGGACUAGACUAUACCCAAUAUGUAGCAGAGUAGUUUGGAUUCUGCUGCCAUCCCGGAGAUCCUUUCAUUCCUCUACAGAAGAAAGGGUGAAGGAGGAGGCAAUGCACGGUCAAAAAGAGCCAUGUUUCUAGCUUUUUGCACAACUAUCAAUGAAAGUCAUUGGACAUUAGUUGAAUCUGGCAUUAUAGUUAACAGUGAUUUUGAUCUCUUCAACUUUUUUUGAACUGUGCUUGAAAUGAUCUCUUCCCCUUUAGCUUGAAUUGAUGCAGAAAUGCAGAGACUCAGCUUACCAUUGGAUUCUUGAAUAUCUGGUUCAGACAGGCUAUGGAUUUUUGCUGCCCUCAAUUCAAAAAGCCGAAUCUGAAGCUUUGCUGUAGCUGGUAGGGGACCAUGGCAAGUAGUAUACUAGAAUCUAAGGUCACACACACACACCCUAGAGGAAAAGACUCAAAAAGAGUCGUUUCUUUUCUUUAUUGCUUUCUAUUUUCUCCGCAAAAAGGGGGGAUGCACUACUUCCAUGGCUCCAUCAUUCCCAGCCCCCCCAACGGCCAUGUUCUUCCACUACAACUACAAUUUGUCCAACCUCUCUCAUCUACAAACCCAUUUUUCUUUGUCCUAUGGUUGGCGUAGCUAGGACAGAUACAUGUAUGGAACAAGAUUAUCAGACAGAGGUGAUAUAAAACUCCAAGGUUCUUACUUUCUCUCUCUUCUAUGGUUUAUUUCUCAGGAAUUGGGUGGAUGAAAAUUGAAGAAAUGUUCUUUCUGUAGGGUUUGUGGGGAUUUUUUUGGUUUUUGACUUUUGAUGUUCGGUUUGUGGGGAUUCUUAGAUCUUUCUCCAAAGAUAUGGAGAUGUAAUUUCUGUCUCUUUUUAGGGUUUCUUUGGGCAGAUCUCCAUUUAGGGUUUGGUUGGAUGAAGAUUGUUUGAUUUUAUCAUUUUUGUUUACACUGAUUGGGUCAUAUUUCCAUACUGUAUGUUUAUACCAGAAAUUGGGGAAACACAAAAUCUUUAAAAAUGGGCGUCUUGUGCCUGCAAAAAGGGGCAAAAAACCAUAGCUUAUUAGGGUUUCUUUUCAAAUUUCAAGUUUGGUAAGGAUCUGGUUAAAUUCAGGUGAUCAUGUCCCAUUUCUGCUUUUAGCUGGAGAUCAUCUGGGCUCUGGCUAUAUGAGAUUCUGUACUUUUCUUUUGGGUAUAAUUGUUUUAUUCUUUAGAAAAGGAAAAAAGAGUUGUAUUCCCAGAUGCCAAUCCAUUUGAUUUUCUACUUAGGUCCAUUGCAGAGAAUUUUUUUUUUUUAUGGGAAAGUGCAGCCAAUUUGAUUUUUGCAUUUUAGAGAGAAAUUAAAGACCAAAAUUUUUU